AAGAAGGUACAGGUGCUUUAGCAGUUUGGAUGCAUUAUUAUUGGAAUCUAACAAAGUAAAGGAAGCUGUGUCAACAAAAUUAGCUGAAACUGAACAAGACGUGCAAGCACUUGAAACCCUUGAGGAAAAGAAGACCAUGGCUGAACUUACUGCAGAUAUUUCCACUCAGUUAACUGAACUUACCAAAAAAGUUAAUUCUGAAAGUAGUGUAAGUCCUGAUCCUGGUUUAGAAAGCGUAAUACAAAACAUCAUAAAUGCCAUGAUAAAAAUAUUGUCGGGAUCAACGGAAACCACAACAGAAGAAUUGCAGACACUGCAAGAAGAAAUCAGUAGUAAAGUUAGCACAACUGAAGAAAUUUCAGUUGUUGCAGGACUAGAAAAUGCAGUAAUACUAACUAGCAAUGCAGUCAAACUUACAGAAUCUGUGGUAAUAAAACUGGAAACGACUUUUGAUGAAACAAGAGCUUUAGUAACACUUGAGAAAGCCCAACAGAUUUCAGAAGAUAUAAAAACCUUUAUAAGCACCACCCUUGUACAAGAUGAAGGUGGUAAAAAUAGUGUUGUAAUAGAACAGCUUCAAGCAGAACUAAGUAAGUUCAUACAAGUAAAAUUGAUUACAGAAACAUCGAUACAAACAGUUCUUGGAUUGUUUGAAAGUGUGAAAGGUCUGUCAACUGAAGAUGGUUAUGCUGGCUUAAUUGAAAUAACUGAAACUCUUGAUUCUGUUCAAGAAGCGAUAAAUCAAGAAAUAACAGCAACUAUGGAAGCUAAACAAGAAUUAGCAGCAGCCACAACAAUUGAGUUUGCACAAACCUUGAUAGUAGAGAGUAAAACAACACUGUUACAAUUACAGGAGAAAACUACAGGUUUUACAGAAGAAAUGGCAUCUGAAGAAGUAAAUAAUUGCAUUGAUAUGUUUAACCAGGUGAUUUCCGACGGAGUAUCUGAAGAUAUUGUCAGCAAUCUUGAAACUGCACUUGAGGAGCUGAAAGAUUUUGUAACUAGCUACGACACCACCACCGAAGUAGGCGUACAAAGUCUGCAGGAGGCUAUAGAUCUUGCUAAAGAAGCCAAGGGAUCAGUUGACAGAGUAAUUGAUCAAGCUGCAGCAGAGGAAGACAAUGACGUUGUGCUUCUCGAAGAUACCAAGUUGCAGGUGCAAGAAUUGCAGUCACUUCUCGGGCAGCUGAGUGCAGGAGACACUGAAGAAAAAAAUAAUGCAAUUGAUGAAGUGAAAGAAUUGAUUGUACAAUUAAAAGAGAAUAUAGAGGCAGUUUCAGAGGAAACCAUUCAGAUGUUGAUAUCAACGAAUACAAAAAUAUCAAAAAUAGCUGCAUUAAAAGAGGAUACAGUAACCAUAAACGGAUUUGCAAGUACCUUACAAGAAGUAACUGACGAGACAGCUGAACUAGUGUCCAUUAUUGAUGGAGCUCUUGCUGAAGAGCAAAAGUUGGCUGAUCAAGCAGGUUUGGCAUCUGUUUUAGAAAAUGUAAAGGUUGAAGCUGAAAAAAUUAUAGGAAUUAUAAUAACCAUUCAAGAGUUUGAAACAACAGGCACAGACAAUACAGAAACCAUAAACGGUUUUAAGACAACACUUGAAGGUAUUACAGACGUGUUGCUUGUCACUACGGAAACUGUCCAAGAAAUAAAGGUUAUUGUGAAAGAUCUUCAAACCAUUAAAGAAAGUAACAUUAAGCCUGAUAACAUUGAUGACUUAAAGAUGGCUGCUGAAGUUGUAGUAGAAGCAUCUGAAGAGUCUUUGUCUGUAAUCCAAUCCGAAGUCGCUAGUAAAACUACCAUGAAAAUCACAAAAAUGGUAGAGAAAACACUGGAGGAUAUAAAAAUGAGUUUAAGUGAAUUCAUCGAUAGCUUUGCCACUGAGCAGCUGAUUGGUGAAGAUAUUGAAGAACUUAGUACAAUAACUGAAAUUGCUAAGACUAUCAGUUCAAACACAGAUUCAGUAACUGAAGAGGAUAUUGCAUUGUUGAAGGAAACCUUUGCUGCUGCUGAAGAGAAAUUAAAUCUUCUCGGUGAUGAGCAGGGUGUUGGCAAUCUUGUGGCUGCCCUAACUGCGGUGGAAAAAGCAAAGGAUUCUUCAAUGAGCAGUCUCUCAGAAUUAGAAGAUUUGAAGGAAAUUGAAAUGGAGGAACAGAGUCUAGAGAAGAUAAACACAUUACUUCUAGAGGUUCAGACUGAAAUUGAGUCCAAAGUUACAGCAAUUGGAGAGAUAACCACGACUGACUCCAAUGAAGAACUUGCAGAAAUAACAGAGCUCAAGGUAAUAAUGGAAGACUAUAUCUCCAAGGUCUUUGAAAAGACUGAUACUGAUCUUCAGACUAGUCUAGAUCAAUUAAAAGAAAUUACAGUCACAGCAGGCCAGGAAAUAUCAGGGUUAUUUGAAUUACAGUCUAUGACACAGAAAGCAAUUACUGCCGUUGAGGAAGAGCAACAAUUCGUUAUGAUAGCAAAGGAGAGUCGCAAUGAAAAGACCAUUUUAAGCCAAGCAUCUACGGAACUAAUGAAUCUUGAAUUGGAGUUUGCAUCCCUGAGGACCUUCUUUGAAGAUAAUCAGGAGGAACAAACUACACUGUUUAUUAUGGAGGAUAUACAAAUCCUUUUGAGCGAAAUGGAAUCGACAGAGAAAAUAACAUUUGAGACAGUAAAGGAGAUUAAAAAACUAAAUAGUGAACUGAAAGAGGCUUACACUUUGACUAAUAUAGAUACAGGAGUUUUUGAAGAGGUAGAAACUCAGAUAUCGUCCAUAGCAGAAAAUAUAGAAGAAUCAUUGCAAGAAAUUGCAGUAACUUCUGAAGAGAGGGCAGCAGUCACUACUUUGCGGACUAGCAACAAAGUCAUAUCAGAGGUAAAAAUGGUAUUCGAAUCAAUCAGUGUUGAGGCUGCUACUGAAGACAAUGCUGAUAUAGAAGAUUUUGUAACACUGCUCACUGAUAUAAAAGAAGUAGGUAGUGUAAAUGCUGUACAGCUCAAAGAACUGGAACGUCUAGAAAUUGUAUUCGCAACAUUAGAAAGUAUUAGUGAGCAAGAUGUAACCAAAAAGGACGACGCCUUAAUUCUGAUUGAGGAAGUUUCAGAUAUUAUCAGUGAAAAACUAUCAUCUACUCAAACAGCAAUAACAAUCACAGCCAAGUCUUCCGUUCUGAACAAAGCAUCUGAUGCUAUGAGGACUAUUAUCGAUACGACAUCAACACUCAUAACAGAUAUAGGCCUAGCUUCAGAGGAAUCUCCAAAUGAGGAUGUUGCUAGCUUGAUUGUUGCAGUCAAGGAAGUGUCAGUUACAUCUCUCACUAUUGAACAGAUAACUCAAAUAGAAACAACAAUUGAGAAGUUAAAUGCUAUUACUGUUACUGAAGGUACUGGAAUCACAGACUUGUUAAUGCUCAAAUCUAUUGCAGAGAGUAAGCUGGAAGAACUGUUUAACAGUGAUGCGGUUCUAGGAAAGACAAAGAAGGAGGCUUUAAGCUUAAACUCUGUGACAGCUGUUGAAACUAUUGUUGAAAAUCUCAAAAUGGAACUUACCGAUAUUCUGGACAAUUCUGAUAUAUCAGGUUCUGAUGUUAGUAGUGUUAUUACAGAAAUUGCCGAGAUUCUUGUCGAAGAUGUAGAUUCAAUGACAGUUCAAAAAGUCGAGGAAUUAGAGGAAAAAUUCAAUACAUUAGUACGCAUUAAAACAACCAUUAAUGGAGGUGCCGAUGCUAUAACUGGUGUCGUAAACACUCUUUCAGUUUUGGAAGAAAGUGUCAAGGAGAAGAAAUCAAAGAUCGAAAAAGAUCAGAAAAAGAAUUCCCAGAUAGCCAUAUUUAUGGAAGCUGAAAGCACUAUGACAAAAAUAUCAGAAAUGACAUCAAGUAUUUUGGCGAUUGGUGAAGAAACCGCAGAGAGUGAAGAGAAUGCAGAUGUCUCUGCAUUGAUCAAAAGUCUGACCAUGUUUGAAUCUAAUGUGCUAGGAAUAACAAAAUCAACUUUGGGAGAAUUAAACUCAAAAAUAUCUGUAUUGCAGACUCUGGUUGCUAAAAAGCUAGUUGUUAAAGGUAUAACACAGCUUUCAGAUUUGAGUUCCACAGUCAAGAGUACAGUAGAAGGUGAAAUUAGUAUGAUUGUUGCAGAUAAUGCAAGAAAAGAUACUACUGAAAUCAAACAGAAAUAUCAAAAAUCCGUCUCAAGUAUUCAACAAGUGUUUGCCGAUAUUUUAGAGGCUGUGGGUGACGGUAGUGAUGGCGAAAGUGUUGAGUCAGAAGAAAUAAAACAAGCAACAAUUAUUCUUCAAAAAAUAAGUGACUCCUCUGCUACAAAAGAAGACCUACAGACAUUGGAUGAACUAACAGCUGUGUUACAGGAGACCGCUUUUGAGCAGGGAACGAUUAUAACCAACCUUGAAAGUGCCACUACUCUUGCCAGUGACAUUGAUGGAUCACUGGCAGGUGGUCUUGCAGAAGACGUCUUUGAUUUAACAUAUGCAGAUGAUUUAUUCACCGCGAAAGAGAAGGUCUCUUUACUUUCACAAGCUGAAUCCACAUUGACUUCUACAUUAACCGAAGGAGCGGAUAUAAGUGACGAAGCAUUUGCCACAGUAUUAGAAAGCAUUAAGGAAAUUAAAGAACAAACAUCUACUAUCAUGAGCUCAUCUUUCAGCACCACUCUUGAGAAACUGGUUACUGGAAGUACAGGCAUGACGCAAGAGAAGAAAGUCGAAGGGCUAAAGACUUUACAGCGAAUGAUAAAUUCCGCCAUAGUUACACAGUCAUUAAGCAUUUCUCAAGGUUCAGCUUCCCAGUCUAGUGGAGCUACAUUUGAAGUGGUCCAAAAAGCUGAAGAAAAACUUUCAGGCAUUGAAGUUCUUCUUACCAGUAUAAAAGAGAAGGUUAGUGCAAGUGCUGGUUCCGGUACAUCCAUGGAACUUGUUGAAUUUACGAAUUUCCAGAGCUUCUUACAACAAGAAGGGGCAUAUGAUUCCGAGGACAUUGCUUUCAUGAACUCAUUCUCAGAAGUUUUGACAAUUGUAAUUAGUAAACUUGAGGAAGGGGGAGUUUCAGAGAUAAUGAUGCUCGAUGAACUAAUGACAGCCGUGAAAGAGGAAAAAACAGUUGUUUCCAAUGAAGUUAUAACAGCAAAGAGAAAUGUUAUUAAAGAAAAACAGAGCGUGUAUUCUGAAGCUGCGUGUAAAACAAUAAGGAGCAAUUAUCAGUCAGUCCAAAGUUUAGCAGCAGAAACCUCAGGGGAUAUAAGUGAAGUUACAGAAGUUACAGAUUUCUACUUUAAACUGCAGAAGAUUGAUGUAGCCACCAUGACUGCUGUUGAAAUCAAGCUGAUAGAAGAAGGUAUGGCGAGCAUUAUUAGCAGUAUUUCCACAGCAUCAGGUGGUGUUGCCUUCCUGAGCAAUAUAAUAGAGAAACUGGCAGUCAUAGAUGUUCGUGGCGCAGAAAUUGUUGAGCGAAAGAAGACAGUAGGAAAUAGUUUAAUCAUAGAAAAAUCACUUGGAAAGGUUGAGGAAACCUUACAGACUUCAUUACAAGACCUUAAGACCGUAGAGACAACAAUUGGAGUAUUGUCUGAGGAUGCAGAAUAUACUGAAGAUGCAGCUGUGACUGAAGCAUAUAACUUGCUUGUCCAAUACUCUGCUGAUCUGAGACUUGUGCCAGCCGAUUUUGGAGAUUUAAUUGGAGCCAUUGACUUAAAGGCAAUAACUGGAACUAAAGGAACCGGUAUCAAAUACUUCAAAGAGCUUAUCAGUCUUAUUUCUCAAUACAUAACUGCUUCACAACAAUCCAAGGAAUUUGUUGCCCAAUCUGAAUCAGUUGAUCAGAGUUUCGAACUUGAAAGCUCCAUAACUCGUUGCAUGGAUGCCCUGGAAGGCUUUGUAUUUGGAGCAUCGGGCAGUACUGGAGACACAGAGGAAACUACAGAUACAGGAGAGGAUGAUCAAGGAGCAGGUGGAACUGGAGACAUGGGUGGAGCACUUGAUUCAUCACAAGAACAAAUAGACAUAUUUAAUAGUGUCUUUACCAUGGUCAGUGAAAUUACCUUGGGAAGUAUGAGUAUUGAGGCCUUAAAAACUUCUGAAACUGUAACUUUACUUGAAAAAUUCCUUGCAGGAGAUAUAAAUACAGCUCUGGCAAAGAUUGAAGCUACUCAAAUAACUGAAUUCCUAAGUAGUCUGACUACAGUUAAGGCAUCUGUGUCAGCAGAUAUAAAGAGCAAAGAAUCUAAAACUGCAACAAAGAGUUCCUUUAACACCGCUGAAGAAACAAGCAAUACCUUGAACAUCUUAAAAAGUAGCAUUAACAGGAUGUCUACUAAGAAGGGUAGUAGCGACACGGCUGAUCUCUUUGCAGAACUAGAGACCUUACUAAAGAAAGUGACAAAUGUAUUCUUAGUAUCAAAUGAACUUCUUUCUGAAAUUAGAACCAUCACUUUCCAAUUAAGUGCUGCCAGCACUUCUGAAGGAGAUACUGAUAUUGGGGAUGUUACUAAUUUAUUGAGCUCCAUUGAUUCAGUCCAAAAUAUAGUUCAGGCUGCUGCAGCAUCUCAGUCAGCCUUCUUGACAGCCAUGGAGACAGGUGGUGAUGGUGGAGACACUGGCGGUGAUGGUGGAGAUACUGGUGGUGAUGGUGGAGACACCGGUGGUGAUGGUGGAGAUACUGGUGGUGAUGGUGGAGACACCGGUGGUGAUGGUGGAGAAAGCACUUUGAGAAUUUCACAACAAGCAUUUAUAAGCUCACAGUUAGACCAGCUCAUGGGAGAUGUAAUGACAGAGCUUGAAACCCUAAAGAAUGGAGGUGGUUCUGGGAGCUCAGGUGGUGAUGGGUCAGAUAGCUCAGGUGGUGAUGGGUCAGAUAGCUCAGGUGGUGAUGGGUCAGAUGGCUCAGGUGGUGAUGGGUCAGAUGGCUCAGGUGGUGAUGGGUCAGAUGGCUCAGGUGGUGAUGGGUCAGAUGGCUCAGGUGGUGAUGGGUCAGAUAGCUCAGGUGGUGAUGGCGGAGAUGGGUCAGACACCACAGAUGGUACAAGCACUGAGGAUUCAGGUAUUUCAAGUGAGGCGGUCAUAAGCAGAGUAAAUAUAAUACUGCAGGAUGCUAGUACUAACAUAAACAAUCUUCAGUACAGUACUCUGAUGGCUUGUGGUGCUGUUAUUGAGGAACUGCGUGUGCUUGGUGAAACAGAGGGUGUUGUGGUGGAUACAGCAGCUAUAGAUGCCACUCUAACAGCUAUUGAAUCUACAGGACAGACUCUCAAGCAAUCUAUUGAACUGCUCUCUAGUUCGGCCGAUGCAAGUACUAGUGUUCUUGUUACUCAAGAAUCUUCAGCAUUCAUAGCUAACAUGGAAGUUCAGUUCCAAAGCUUUAUAGAUGUUGUUGGCACAGUGACAGACGAAUCAUCUGUUAUAGAGGACUCCUUCCUGUUAGAACAGGCUAAGUUGUUCACAGAUUCAUUAAUUGAACUUAGUUUAAUGAGUACUACAGUCUCACAGGAAACACUCCAGGUGCUUAAAUCAAGUUCUGAAAUUCUAUUCACAUCUGACCUUGUGGAAAACCCUCGAUUUAUACCUGAUCUAAAAGCUGCUGCAUACUUUGUGUUAGAUUCAGGCAUUUCAUUAAGUAAAGUCAUUGGAGGAUUUGCAGUUGGAAGCACUCUGCAAAAAUCACAGACACAAGAAAAAUUAUUUGUCACUAAAGGAGCCCAGACAAUACUGGAAGAAUUUAGUGUUGCUAUGACUGGGAUAAAGGAAUCUGGAGGAACUGCUGAUCCAGACCCUGAAAGUGCAUCAGUGGUACAAAUAAAGACGAUCAUACAAGAUUCUAGAAAUAUCCUAGAAGAAUGGACCUCUGGAAACAUUCAAGAAUACCAAGUAGAAAUGUGUAGAGGCUUCUUGCAGGAGCUUCCUAGCCUGACAGCUGCCCUGAAAGAUGUUGCUCCACUACCUGAACUUGAAGAUUUAACUGUUGAGAUGGGGGCUGCUACACAAUCUAUUAUGGCAACGACAGAAAGGAUAACUAGGGAGGAAAUGGAAGAUGAGGAAGAUGCUGUUAUUGAUGGUGUUUUCAUGUAUUGUGGUCAGCUAGAGUCAUUUGCUGAGGGUAUUGUGGAAGUUGAUGAAAAUGGAGAGGGAGAAGAGCUAGAGCAAGUGAAUGCCAUGUUAACACUCCUAAAAGACGUUUCAGCUGACCCUGUCAGUAUUGAAAUGGCGUCCGUGCAAGAGACAGUACAAAAUUUCAUGAACGUCAUGCAGGGAGUAGAAGCAGGCUCUUCGGUUAAAAACUACAAAGAAGUAGUACAGAUUUUGGGAGACAUAACCAAAUCAUUAGCAUCAACUAGGCAAUCUACCAUUUUCACAAGAGGAGGAGAAGCUGCUUUAGCCGUGAUGGGAGCCAUGCCAUUUAGUGGAAUGAUUGAGGAAAGCAGCACUUUUACUUCUGUAUUAGAGGUGCAGGAAGUGAGUAUGAUGGUCAGUUCUAUGACAACCAGUAUUUUCUCAUUAUCAAGAGGGUCAGCUCGAGAGUUGGCAGCAGCAGCACCUAAGCUACAAAUGGCAAUUGAAAAAUAUAAUGGAAACAUAGCAUCCCUUUCAAUACUUGAAGAGAAUUUGGCAUUCUUUUCAAAAUCAAUGAGUAAUUUUGCUUUUUAUACAACACAAGAAUAUCAAUCCAUGAGAACAUCUCAGAUUUUAGAAGGAUCAGCAAGUAUUAUUGAGGCCGCCACAACUGACUUAAAAACACUCACAAUGAGUAUGGGCAGUGUAGUGACAUAUGAAAGUAAUGAACAGAUCUCAAUGGCCUUCGAUAUCUUAGUCACAUUUGCUUCUGACUUAUCCGCUCUCCCAUUUGACUUGAAGACACAGCUAGAGGAAAUUGAUUUCAGCACCGUGACCUUGCCUGAUAGUGAAGGUACUGGUAUCGAGAAACUAUUUGAGGUUUAUACCAUGAUGAACGGUCUUAAUGAAGCCAUGUCGAUUUCAACCUUAAACACCCAGAACAUGGAAUCCUUAGCAAAAAUUACACCGGUAAAUAGUGCAAUGACAAGCAUUAUCAGCAGUCUGACAAGCUUCAUGACCAUUCCUAGUGAGGGAGGAGAUGGAAGCAAUACUGAUGGAGGUGGAUCGGUUGGUGAUGGAAAUGGAGGCGAUGCUGGAGAAGAAAUAGAUGUUAAUGCAAUAAUUGCGGAUAUUCAAGCAGCAUCAGGGAACUUAUUUGCAGAUGGACUUGUGUUGCCUGAAGGAGACGUGGAAAAGCUUGUUGAUGCCAGUGAAACACUGAGCAGCAUCUCUGCAACAGUGGGAAGUGAACUCGAAGAUAUACCUAGCUUGAUUUCUGAAUUAUCAGAAACAUCUGCCCAAAUGAGCCAACUUGUACGAGGGUAUGGGACAGCAGUUCAAAAUAGGUUAUUGUAUUCCAGUAUUGAAGAUAUAGCCACCAUGUCCACUAUGAUCAAAUCAGCAGCCAAUGUGGGUGUUCCUGCUGGUGCCCAGGGCCUUGUUGAUUCUAUGGUUACAAUUUUUGAAACUUUAGUAAUGGGUUCAGCUUUCAUCUCUCAAGAAGACGUUGUUUCCCUAAAGAGUUUGGCGUAUGAAUUCAGUGUUAUGGCGGAUGGCAAUGCUGGAGCAGAUGUUACUAUGCUGAUGGAGCUUAUUGAUCAGACAGACACUGUGCUUCUGACAACGCAAGGUUUCCUAUCUUCUCAGCAAUUAUUCUUUGACAGUAUGAUGGAAAAAGAGUUCAAUAUCGAGAUAUUUAAGGCCGAAUCAGAACAAAAUUCUGCCUAUCAGCAGUAUUACUUCCUUGAUGCUAUGGACAGUCUACUAAUGUCUCUAACUAGUAAUCUAACAGGAUUGAUUGAUGCUGGAGGAAGUGGCGAGGAAAUGAACAAAACGUCAUUAGCAAGCAUUCGCGCCGCUCUCACUACUGCUGGUGCCGAUAUGGGAUCUAUGGAUAUGAACCUUGUCAGUGGAAUUGGAAUGUCCUUAAUUGCCAUCCAAGAGGCGCAAACCAAUGGGUUAUCUGUCAAUGUAACAGAAGUUGAGAAUCUUCGUGAUUUUGUAGAAUCUGUUCAAGUAACUAUCAGGAAUGAAAGUAGCAUGAUGGAAGGCUAUGGAAGGACCGUCACAGAUGUCUUUGCGGCUCAAGAUGCACUAAACAUUCUGGAUGCAUUUGAGAAUGAAACAAUGCUUUGGUUCGGUGAAAGUAAUGGAGAUGAAUCGGCUGGAGGAAAUGGAGGAGACGAUGCAGUUGGAGAUUCAGGUGCAGUUGGAGAUUCAGGUGCAGUUGGAGAUUCAGGUGCAGUUGGAGAUUCAGGUGAUGAAGGUGGGUCAGAUGAAGGUGAAGAAAAUAGUUUGCAAAGCUUCAUGACAGAAGUCAGUGAUAUACUCAUGUCCUGGACUUUCGACAGCUCAGCAGUAGAUGGUAGUUCUGUAGUUAGAUUCAAAAGGACCAUGAAGAAACUUACAUCUAUGUUUGAUGUUGCUAAUGAAGAGGAUAUUCCAGAAUUGCAGAUAUGGAAGUAUAGUAUCAAAGAAUCAAGUCUGUCAGAGCUGAUAAGUAAAGUGUACUUGGAAACUGCACAAGAAGGAGCUGGUAUUGAGGAGGUAGUUUAUAGGUUUGAUUUGGCUCACACAGUACUAGAAGAUUUGUUAGAACUACUUGAAGUCUUGAGCGGCUUGGAAUCCCCGAAGGACAUAAGGCAAGACCAAAUCAAGAAGAUGAAGAGGUUUGGUAAAGAACUUAAGAGCUUGAAGAAGGUUGAGGGCGCAAAACUAGGUGAUGAUGACGGCGCUGAACUAAAAUCACUAGUACAACAACAAAUGGACAGUUUUAGUGAAGCACUAGAAUUAAUGACUACCUAUUCAGAGGAAGUCUCCAGCAAAGUCCAAAUCAUAAAAGAAAUCUCUUUCUUCCAGGAAAUCACGAAUUUCCUGCAAUAUUCCACUCAGUUGUUAGAUACAGUUAAUGGAAACAGCAGUGGUGAAUCAGGAGGCACCACAGAAGGAGGAAAUGGAUCGGAUGGAGGCACUACGGAAGCAGGAGAUGGGUCGGAUGGAGGCACCACGGAAGCAGGAGAUGGGUCGGAUGGAGGCACCACAGAAGCAGGAGAUGGAGGUGAAAACUGCAGUAAUGAAGAUAGCGUGUUAUGCGCCUCCCAGCUGUUGCUAAAAGCACUACAGCUUGCAGAAACAGAAGGUGCAGACAGUGAAGGCGACACAGCAGAAGGUUCAGUCAGUGAGGGCGAUGCAGCAGGAGGUUCAAACAGUGAAGGUGAAAGCAGUGACAGUGGUGCUGGUGGUAUGGGCAACAGUACAUCUUUCCGGUAUCAAAACGUACGGGAAAAAAUGCACGGUUUCUCUAAGGCAAUGAGACACUUCAGCAAGGAAGAAAGCGGCUCCUUAGCUACCACCAAAAACCUGAUUGCGGACGCUAAAGUUAUCGCUGACAAAUUUGUUGAGGAUCUGACAACCGAGUCAAGUUCCAUGACGUCGUUUACCGAUGUGUCUGCACACUAUACAGUACCAGAAGUAACUGUCACCGCUUCCAAUCACAGCCAGAAGGACUGGGAGAUGACAAAUGAAUCAUUAGAUGAAGCACUAACACGUACUGAAUCUCUACAAACACCUGAUGGUGUACUGAAGUUCUAUAAUGCCUCUCUAAUCGACCUCAUGAACAUACGUGAAAUUGUACAUUGA
Molecule: messenger RNA, 11683 nt
Organism: Penaeus chinensis
Lineage: Eukaryota; Metazoa; Arthropoda; Malacostraca; Decapoda; Penaeidae
Exons: 5
Coding region: 137-11683 (3848 amino acids)
Source: RefSeq, a predicted model, not a curated record